AUGGAGAAGCAAACAGCCAUAGCCUCUUCUUGUCUCUUCCUUUUAUACAUCGCCACGUUUACAGAAGUUCUUGAAGCACAUCAUCACCAUCAUCGUCAUAAUCGUCAUGGUUCUAUGAAGCUUUUCGUUUUCGGGGAUUCGUAUGCUGAUACUGGAAAUACUGGAAAAUCCGUGUCUGCUUCAUGGAAGGAACCUUAUGGCAUCAAUUUUCCGGGAAAGCCAGCUGGUCGAUUUUCAGAUGGUUUCGUGCUUACCGAUUAUAUAGCUUCCUUUUUGGGCAUAGGCUCUCCCGUGCCUUACACAUUGAGAAAAUUUGUGAAGAAAUCAAAACUAGAGUCUGGGAUGAACUUUGCAUAUGGAGGGACAGGUGUUUUUGAUACAGUGUUUGGUGGACCAAACUUGACCACCCAAAUCGACUUUUUCCAACAGCUGCUUGAACAAAAACUCUAUAGUACCAAAGACGACGUCGUUAACUCGUCCAUUGCUCUCGUAUCAGUUGCGGGUAACGACUACGCUGCUUAUUUUGGCAACCACACUGAGGAUUUCGCAGCGGCCACCAAAUCCAUUAUUAAGCAGCUUGCUGUGGAUCUAGAGCGUAUACAUGGGUUGGGAGUGAGAAAAAUAGCUGUUACAGCAAUAGGGCCCCUGGGAUGUCUGCCCCGCAUGACUUCAUUUCUUUCAUAUCAGAAUUGUAGUGAAGUUGCCAAUUUGGUUUCAAUUUUCCAUAACCAGAUUUUGCGUCAAAAAGUUGAAGAGUUGAACAAGGAGACUAAGAAAUCUUCAUUUGUAAUCUUGGAUCUUUAUAACGCAUCUCUGUCUGCAAUUAUGCUCCCAAAACACCAUCAAGGAUACUCGACACUCCAGAUUAAUCCACUGAAGCCAUGUUGUGUUGGGGUGAGCAAGGAAUACUCAUGUGGGAGUGUGGAUGAGAGUGGAGCAAAGAAGUACAUUGUAUGUGAUAAGCCCAAACUUUCUUUCUUUUGGGACACGAUUCACCCUUCGCAGAAUGGCUGGCAUGAAGUUUAUUCCGCUAUAAAAUCUUCUCUUCGUCAAUUGUAUUUGUGA
Prunus armeniaca (apricot) is the source of this 1065-nucleotide messenger RNA. NCBI's taxonomy places the organism in Eukaryota, Viridiplantae, Streptophyta, Magnoliopsida, Rosales, Rosaceae. The record is from the annotation of a GenBank genome assembly.